CCGCCGCUCGGAGGGAGAGAGAGAGAGGGAAGGCUGGUGGCUUAAGAUGGCGGAGGGAGACAGCGGGAGCGAGCGAGGUGGUGGGGGCGGCGGCGGUGGCGGCGGAGGAGGCGGCCUCCUGCCGCAGCAACAGCAGCAGGAGACCCAGGAACUGGCCUCCAAGCGGGUGGACAUCCAGAACAAGCGAUUCUACCUGGAUGUGAAGCAGAACGCCAAGGGCCGCUUCAUCAAGAUCGCCGAGGUGGGCGCGGGAGGCAACAAGAGCCGGCUGACGCUGUCCAUGGCCGUGGCGGCCGAGUUCCGCGACUACCUCGGCGACUUCAUCGAGCACUACGCACAGCUCGGGCCCUCGGACUCAGACUCGGGCGCCGGCCUAGGCUCGGAUGAGCCGCGGCGAGCUCUCAAGAGCGAGUUCUUGGUACGGGAGAACCGCAAGUACUACAUGGACCUGAAGGAGAACCAGCGGGGCCGCUUUCUACGCAUCCGCCAGACCUUAAAUCGAGGCCCCGGCUUGGGGGGCACACAGGGCCAGACCAUCGCCCUGCCGGCCCAAGGCCUCAUCGAGUUCAGGGAUGCGCUGGCCAAACUCAUCGAUGACUACGGCGUGGAUGACGAGCCGUGCGGCCAGGCCGAGCUGCCCGAGGGUACGUCCAUCACGGUGGACAGCAAGCGCUUCUUCUUCGACGUGGGCUCCAACAAGUACGGCGUGUUCAUGCGGGUGAGCGAGGUGAAGCCCUCGUACAGAAACUCCAUCACCAUCCCUUACAAAGCCUGGUCCAAGUUUGGUAGCGCCUUCAGUAAGUACGCCGAGGAGAUGAAGGAGAUCCAGGACAAGCACCGGGACAAAAUGCUCUUCGAGAGGCGAGCUGACGAGUCCGAUGGGGAGGAUGUGGACGACGACUGAAGCUUUUGAGUAAAAGACGAAACAAAUACAAAAACCACGAAAAUAGAGCAAAUUGUAUCGAUUGAGAAGAAAAGUUUUUUUUAAAAUGUUUUAAUGAAUAAAUUGGUGUGUCGAUUGCAAAGAAAGACGUUUAAAAAAAUCUUUAAAAGAACAAAUUGGGUCGAUUGCAAAGAAGAUUUACAAAACAAAACCUCGAGAAAAAGUUUUGAAUAGUAUUUUUUGGGAAACGCAGUUACAUAAGUAAAUGCAUCUUCUGAGGAAGAAGGAAAAUACUUGCGUUAAGUAUUUAUGCAUAUUCGUGAAAAGAGCAAAAAUGGGGCAAGCUCUUCUCGGAGAUGUUGGAUGAUCGGUUCGUUGCAAAAUACACACUGUUAUUUGUGGAAAAGCGUCGUAUCACUGAACCAUCAGCAAUUCAAAAAAAAUAAAAGAUUUGUUGGCGUAACCAAAAGUUUUAAAGGAAGAGAAACAAGUUACAAGAUAUGACCUCAACCUGGGGAGAAAAUGAUUUAAAGAGCCACCAUCAAGUCACUGAAGCCAGCAACACUUCGAAGUUCUUUUCGUAUAUUAAAAAUUCUUAUGGAAGUUUUUUUAAUUAUUUUAAAUACUGGACAAUCAAGAGUCAUUUUUAAAAUUUGUUUUCAUUCUAAAUAUUUCAAAUAUAUUUGAUAAAACUGUCGUUCCUGAUGUAGAAAAUUAAUGUUUUUAAAUAGAAUCAAAAAAUGGCUUGACUUAUUCAAUAGCAUAAUACACAGUGCUAGUUCCACAUGAGAUCUACUUCCAGGGUUACAUGUGACUGAAAUGUCUCCAUUAGAGAGUAAUAAGGCCCAUCUUGUAUAGUUAUGCAUUUCUUCCCCACCCCAGUGUUUUUUGUCAGUGUUAUGUGUAUUUUGUAUUUCUGUUGCAGUGUAAAUCAUCAAAAAUUCUGCCAGUGUGAACUUGUUACCCUUGUUGUAGAGACUGCAUGUAACUAGCCCAGGUGCUAUUGUCGAAAACAAACGGCAUGUCAAGCCCUGUAAGAGAUGCUCUAUAGUUUUCUGUUUUAGUUUUACUUAAGUCAGUUAUCCACGACGUACGAUCUGACUUUUCCAGACUUGAGAAUGUGCAUUUGCUUAUAAGUAGAAUAAUUGUAUAAAAAAAUUCACUGAACCACAAUUUCCCAAGAAACAUUAUUUAUGCAUACAAAAUUCUUUGCCAUUGGGCAGGAUAGAUGAGAACUAAAAUUAUUAACCAUAGCAAAAACCGGCGCAAAGGAAAGGGGUCAUUCAGCCGUUUGCUGUUUGUUUUUUCCAUUUUAUGUCGUGCAGGAAUUUAGGCUUUUAAUGUUAUUUUUUUUAAGCUGUAUUUAUUUAUUAGAAACAGUAAUUAUAUUUUGCAGUAUUUUCCCUCUAAAGACUCUGGAUUGUGCUAUUAGAGCAAAUAACUGGAGCAUUUUCCUGCCGAUUGACCCAAGUUGCUGGUGAGUCUGAUAUAAACAUUUGUCACAUAUUUGAAGAAUAUUGCAUUAUAUGUGCAUCCAUUAUAGGCCGCUCAUUAUUCUUUAUCUGCAAUAUAAUUUUAAACUGUUCAAUAUCCCCCUAAGUGAGCUGUCAAAGUUGUGAUGUGUUGUCCAAUUGCAUUUAAAUAUGAGUGGGGUUGGGAGGGGGGUGGUGUGAGUGCGUUGAAGGGUCGGAAUUAAAGCCAGGAUGUUCAGAUAUCACUUUUUGCAAUCAAACAGCUUUCAGUUUGAAUGUAUUCUGAUGUAAACAAUAUCUGGACUGAAAGAAAUAAUUAACCUCUUGCCAGCUAGCAAUCAAGGAUAACUGGGAGAAGCUGCUAGGCAAAAUGUGUAUGUGUGUGUAUAUGUAUAUAUAGAUAUAUAAUACUGGUGGUGAUGAGAAUACCUCCACCAGAUUGGUCCUUACACUUUGCAUAUUUUGGUUUCACAUGCUACUGAAUUGGUUCAUGGGUGAUGGAAAGUAAGUUGCAAAUGUCAUACUCGGUUUUUAGAUUUCAAUUAACACGAGAUAGCUUACGACAUCCAAUGACUGUAAAAUGAUGCUCAUUUUGAGUACCACAAUCACACCUGUUUGGUGCAGUGAUAUCACCCAGUUCCAAACAUGAUUGGACAAGGGUGAUAACAUUUGCUCUUAAUGUAGAGGGAAAUUUUCUUUCAUAGUGAGCUUGUGGACUAUAUUCUGUUUUCUGAUCAUCUGCUUGUCCAGUUUGUAGUGUCACUUUUGUUUUUAAAACUUACUAGAAAUUAAAAUAUCCAAAGUGAAAGGUCCACUUAUUUUCCACAGUGAAGAAAAUAUACCAAAAGGCAUGCUGCAUUGCCUCAUUUAUCAACCUCAGUAACUUUUCCACGAGCUCCAAGUGUUUCCUUGUAACAGUAAGGCUGCUAUUCCAUCCUCUGCAUUCGCAGCAAAGUGACAAUAUUGGGGGGGGGGGUGUGGGGGGGAUGCUGGUUUAUUUCUUCACGGUGGAUAAUGAAUUUUAAAAAGGAUUUUGUUAAUGUUGGGUUUUUUAACUUCCUUCUGCUUUUAUAGACAUAGGGUUAUAUUUUUACAAAAUUAACGUAGAUUCAUUUUAUGGCCUUUUUUUAAAAUUAAAACUCGUUGAAAAUUAUUGAGCCAUUGGGCUGUUUUACUCCAUUAUGGCUGUUGAGUUGCAAGGCAAUUGAGCUAGAUUGAUAACAUUCCAUGUUUUUUAGGCAUUGCUCCAUGAAAGAUGCUGUUAGAAUUGAUACAGGCAAACAUGAGAUUGGAAAUCCUUGCUUGUUUGAGUAGGUGCAAUGAAACGGGAGAUACUCUUCAUCCGUUGCUCAUUUCAUAGAAGUAGUAGUGCACUAACUAGGGGAAAUGAAAGCUGAGAUUUGUGACAUAGUGAGAGGAGCUUUCCUUGUGAUACUAUGGGAAUGCAAUCAUAAUCCUAUUAUAAUCUCUAGUGAAUGUUGGAUUUUCUCUCUACAAAUCUCUCUCCCAAUUCCCAAUGAGUGACCAUUUGCUGUAGUAGUGGGAGAUGUCAUUCUGGGUGGUACAGGUGGGUUUGAUCUGAGUUUGAAAGUACUGUUUUGACCUCGCCAUUAACGAGGCUGCAUAGAAAUAGGACUUGGGCAUAUCCACUUUCAGAAGAAAUAUUUUCAGUUUGUUGGUUCAUGGGCAUUUUAUUUGAGUAGUUUAGGAAACUUAACUUCCCAUAGUGAGAAGUAAUUCCAGAUAGAAACAAUUUGAUUAGCUAUGGGUCUGGAUAAAUGUCCAUUUCUCAUUUGUCCCACUCUUACAAUAUGGACCAAUUUAGACGUCAUGCGCAAUUAACAAAGCUAACUGAACUUCCAUGGUCCAGAUGCUGUAUAAAGAAACCGAUCAAAUUUGAUUGUCUUAAACUGUGUGGAAACAAAGCAGAACGAAGUUAUAUCUCUCAUUAGACAAAUCUUUUCAGAAUCCAGUUUAUGAAUGGAGGGAGGGUGGGGUUGGGUGGGGGGAAGGGAGAGUAGUAAACUUUGUAGAUAUGUGUACUUAAACCGGAAGUGAAGAGAGCUACAGUUAAAUUUGCUGUAUUUCAGAAGUACUGUAGCCCUUGUAUUGAGAACUAAUGUAUAGAAAAGGGUUUUGUGGUUAUUAAUGUUUCCCAGUCUUUAUGGGAUAGCGUGCUUUCAUCAUAAAUUGAAUUUAUAAGCAGAGAGGCCAUUGCCUUCACACACCAAAGUGGCUCCCUGUUGAGUAUUUGGAGUUGAUGUAGAGCUCCCCAGCCUGGUGCUUUAUUAUAAAUUAUCAAAAUGUGUAGCCAUAGCAUUUUAUUAAUAAGGUAAUUUUCCAUAGGUUGUUAAAAGGAAAUUGUGGUUAUUGGUGCAAAAUAUUGAAAAUACGUUUUUGAAAGAACCUAAUCAUUUCAGAUGUCCAUGCCUAUUUAUACAUAGUGCAUUUCUGGUUUGGACACAGCACUGAAAUUAAAAUUAUCCAUGUUAGUAUUAUUUCUGUUCCCCUGAAGUUAUUUUAUCUUAACUCCUGUGUAAGACUUUCCAAUCCUUUUUUUAGUUCUCUCAAUUCUGUGCUCAUCAGGUUGGGCUGCUAGUGAUUCAGGGUGAGGAGCCUCUUUAGUUUUUGUGGUUUGGCCAAUCUUGUGAUUAUCAUGAUAUGACCUCUGGCCAAUGCAGUGAUUAUCUCUCAUCAAGACUGCUUAGAAAUGUUUCCAUUCCUUUUGAGGGUGAGAUGCUUCUGUUUGCAGAUGGCUGGUCUGCUGUCUUGAAUAAAUACUCCCAAAUUGAUACUAACACAGGUUCCCCAUUCAACAACAGAUAAAACAUUUGAUUAGCUUUUGGUUGCUCUGCAAGAGAACAGUGAUUUAGAAUUUAGUCAUUUUCUCAUCAUGACAGAUGCCUCAACCUUUAGGCAUAAUUGCUGAGCAGUGACACAGACAUUUUGUCAUGAUGUCUAAUGAUAGUGAAGUAAGCUUUUACCUGCAUUUAUCAAAAUUGAUAAUGAAGUUCAGGCUUGAAAAAUAAUAUUUGUGCUGAAUUUUGACAUCUGGAGAGGCACCAGUACAUGUCGUUGGUGGAAAAGUAGCCUAGACGUGUAAUAAUAAGAGAGAACAGUUGAUGAAUUCCGGAUAUUUGUAACUAAAAUUACUUUUGUUUAAAAUUCUCUAGUUUUAAUUCUCUACUUUUCCUUCUAUUUCAAGUAUUUCAAAAUUAACUAGCUUAAAUCCAAUCAGCCCCUUUCCUUCUGAACUGUUCCUGUAAAGUCACAAGUUUUGAUGGACCAGUCCCACUCUACAUCUAUUAGAGUUGCAUUGGUUUGGCCUCUGUCACUGAGGAAUUGUCUAGAACCAUGUGCAUGGACCAAGAUGCUGCUGCAUUGUUUGAGUGUAUUGGGACAAAUAGUAAUUGUGAUAUCCGCAUUGUCUCUGAAAGCCCUGUUGCUGGUACUCUUUGGUUGAAGAUCGGGAGGGUUAAAUGUGAGCUAGUAACUGAAACCUCUUGCCCUGCAGCACUAAUACAUAAUCUAACUGUACAAGGUAGCAAUUCAGUAUAUGUGUUCACUGCCUUCUUUAGGGUUAAGACUCUGGGGUCUGCAUUCUUUGUUUUAGCCAUAGUUCGUUGAGGAUACUCAUCUUUAGCAUGGUGCUCCAGUUCCUUCCCAUUGCAUUGUUGUGUGAUAAUGAUAUUUUGCAAUAGAAAAGUAAAAUGGAUGCCAGAGUCCAGCAACUGCCUCGGUACUUUCCCGCUCAUUGGUCUCUACCAAUUGAUUGUAUAAACUACGUUUCCCUGUUUCCCAGGACCACUCCCACGUAAGCAAUUGGUACAAACACCCUGUACUCAAUCUUACUCAUGUAGGAGCAGCUCAUUUAAAUCAUACUUGCUUGUAUAUGGCAGCAAAAUAAAACAAGUUGUAUAUUAGCAGUCAGUAAAUGGUUAAAACAAUUAAACUGUCUUUAGUUUAAACCUGGAGGCAGUGGUCCUCAUUCUUGGAGAACAGAAAAUUUGCAUAGUUAAUGGUUAUGUCUUAAUUUUGUGAGUAACACUGAUAGGAAGGGGGGCACGUUAGUCAUGUAAAAAGAUAGAUAACAAACUGUUAUCUGUUUGCAUGGCAUGGCCAGAAACCUUCUCAGCAUUUUGAAAGUAGUCAGUACCAUUUAAGUUACCAGGUCCUCUAUCGUCAUGCUGGCGUACCAUAGUUUCCCAAGUUUUCUUGGGCCUACCCAGCUGAGUUGGUUUAAUAAAGCUGUGUGCCUAGCUACCUCUCUGGAUUCCUUAUGUAUUUCACUUGAAAAAAAAUGUACAGUCGCAUCUGCUUGUAUUGUUUUGCCAUGUACAUUAGACUCAGACUAAUGCAGUUAAAUUAGUGGCAAGAUUUGUGAGAAGUCAAUAGUUGCUUGGUGACAAAAAUGAUGAAUAUCUACAUAAUAUAGUUAAAUAUGUACUGUGAGUCUUUUUUAUAUAUAAUUUUUUUAAUUGAGUUUGUUACCCACUUCUGAUCAUUACAUGAUGUCUCUGAUGGUCCGUUUACUUAAAGGUCAAGGAAAAAGGCAGGCGUAUAUUUAACGGGAUGAGAUAAAAUGGCAAUGAUUGAAAACUUUGCUUUUAAAAUCGAAUGAUAUUGUCUGCUGACAAUUUGAAUUGUUGAUACUUAGGAAAAGGGGAAAACAUCAUGGCCUUUUUCAAAAUGAAUUGCUAAUCUUGAUUGACAAUCAGCAAGCCAGGCUUAUUUAUGUAUUUUGGUACCUGUCCCUACCUGCUGGUACUCCAGGAGCAAGUGCAUCAUUGUAGAAGGGCCACAAGUGGUUUGCUGCCCUCUAACUCCAACUCUGUCCUGCAGGCUGGUCGGAUAGUUAGAGCUGGAGUUAAUUCUCUAACAGCACAAUGCCAGAGCAUGCAAACUUCCAGGUGGUUAACAUAACUCUGGAUUAUCUGUUAGAAGCUAUGUUCAAAGGGUUUAAUUGUCCACAUUAUAUCUCUUACUCAGCAAGGUGAUUUCAUCCACUGGUAUAUUUUACAAUAAGUGUUGCUUUGGGCUUAUGAGGAUAGAAUUCACAUUGGGUUUCCAUAGUAGUGAGUAUGGGCAUCAGGAAGGGGACAAUAUGGGGAUCGGUUGGUUUUAAUCUGAAUAUCAGGAAAUUGGGCAAGCUGUAGGUGUUAAAGCAUCUGUGACCUGAUAACUUCCUUGCCUUAUGGAAGGGAAAGGAUUGAAUGUCCAGAAAGAAUGUUUUUAUAAAUAGCUGGGACUCUACCCACAUCCAUGAAGUUAAUGAUGAUACUUUAAUUAAAAGUAACUAACAAUGUGCAACCACUUAAUUAUUUUUUCAGUAGAUAAAGACCAUAAACUUUAAAGCAGGCUCCCUUCACCUUGCAGGUUGUGUGUGUGUGUGUGUGUGUGUUCUCACUACUUGGAGAAUCAUGUUUGCAUACGACCUUGGAUUAGUGAAUUUGGGUAGAUUUGUGUCCAACAAUGGUUGUAUAAAACUCACAAGCUAUUAGAUUUUGAUGGCUGGCCCAAAUUAUUUUGGCUCUUAUUUACAAGACUUUUGUUUAAACCUUAAACUUUUACUUGACCUUUAAAAUGGGCAUUUUAAUCACUUAACCUAAAAACACUAGUAGCUAUAAAAAAUUCUAUUUGCAACUUAUUUCAAGAAGAUUAAACUUUGUUUUAACAAAAUUGCCUUUUAAGUUCUAAUCUACUCAAUGUUUUGUUUGCUUGUAAUGUUUGAAGUGCCUACUGUGCUGAAUGGGAAAUUUAGGCUUCCAUAAAGCUUGGAUGCAUAGAGGAGUAAUAGGGCAUCUUUAUUUCUGUCAGUUGCUUUGUUCUUGCACCCACUUUAGCUUAAUGUAAAGAGAUUGCUGCAUUGAAUUAAGUAUUUCUAAAUUUUCUAUUCAUAGUGUGGUAACUUGAUCUAUGAAUGAAAGCAUGAGCUGAAGCCUGAUGCAACACAAUUUGGGGGAAGGGGGUGUUAUAGGGAAGGUCUUGUGGGACUAACAAGACAUCGUAACUGUUAAACUAUAGCCUGAUUGAAACAAUUAGUUAAUUGAAUAUUGGAAAUUUCUGGAUUUGUAUACUCAAUGCUAAAUGCAAUUUGAUAUACCUUCAAAUUGGUUGGGCAGUGGACAUUGUUGCUGUCCGUCUAUUUCCAUGUUUGAACUUCAAAUUGUAUUUGCCAGUUAAAAUCUAUUACAAACUGUAGAUCAUUUUGCCUGACAAAAUUUACUCUCUCCUACCCCAAAUGCCAGAAUUAACAGGCUCCUCCUGUUUGUAGGAACUUUUUUCAAACACUAACGUGACCACCCAGAUGAGUUGGAAGCAGCUAUUCUCGACUUGCAUUGAGCGCCUUGCACUUUAAUAUAGCUCGUUUUAGUGUUGCGUCCCUCCCACGUGCCGCCUACCGCACAUCCUGCCAUUGUUUGCAGGGUAAUUCAAAUAGCGUUAUGCCAAUAAACGUAUCUGUGCACAGACAAACAAUAAGAGCACAAGAGGGCAGAUUAAAAUAAAAUUGCCCCCGGUAGGGUAACUCAGGUGUGCAAGUGAACAGGCAUCGUUUAUAAUGGGAGAAAGAAGUCCUGACGUACGAGCCUGUCUUUCCAGACAAAUCUUUAUUUUUUUACAUGGAACAUUGUUGAAUUUGUGCAAAAUAAAAUAUAUUAUAUUCCAUUUGAAAUUUGAAUGAUUAUAAAAUACCACUGCAUUUUGAGGCUGGGGGAGUAUUUCCAGGUGGGUAAACCUACAAGACUACCCUCAGUCGCAAAAUUUAGCACAGUGCAGUGAACUACAAUCGUACUGCACGGGUCCAGUAGACCAGGGCAUUUGAGAAUUAGGACCUGACCAAGUUUGGUGGGAUAUGGCUAGGGUAGCUUGAGUGGUUUGGCCUUUGCAAAGAUGCCCUUGUUUAACAAGUGCCACUUAUUUAAACAAAACCAUAUGGUUUUUAAUAAAAAUUAUGUCCCGUUUUAUUCCUCCCUUUGACUGAAGUGGGAAUAAAAUCAAGAUCCCAUAUCGCUUUAGAUUACAAUUUUGUCCAAUUGGUAUCUGAUAUUAGGUCUUCAUUGCUUUUUGUUUUGUUAUGAUGGGUUAAAGGUAAAGGGAGUGAUUGCUACCAAAUUAAGCCUGUGGCUUUCCAAAAAAAAAGAAACCUUGUGGUUUUGAUGUGUUGCCUCAAAAAAAGAAAUCCUAAAUUGAGCAGUGACUUGCUGUUUGUAAAGUGUAUCUGAAGCGUAUUGUGCAUGAUGUUGCAUGGGGAGUGCACAGAUAUUAAUUCUGGGCUUGCACGCUGGUGUAAAUGAGUGCUGCCUGUUGAACAGUGUGCAGUAUUUAUUCUCUAACUCAAGUUUUUGUUAACAAUGAUCCAACUUUAUUUGUUACUAAUAAAACCGGCAUUACAAAGGAAGUGUUUCAUUUUCAACGAG
Hypanus sabinus (Atlantic stingray) is the source of this 9773-nucleotide messenger RNA. RefSeq names its product transcriptional activator protein Pur-alpha-like. Gene Ontology annotation, biological process: regulation of transcription by RNA polymerase II. The transcript has a single exon. The coding region runs from base 47 to 904 and encodes 285 amino acids. Gene Ontology annotation, cellular component: nucleus. The record is from RefSeq and is a predicted model, not a curated record. NCBI's taxonomy places the organism in Eukaryota, Metazoa, Chordata, Chondrichthyes, Myliobatiformes, Dasyatidae. Gene Ontology annotation, molecular function: DNA-binding transcription factor activity, RNA polymerase II-specific; purine-rich negative regulatory element binding; RNA polymerase II transcription regulatory region sequence-specific DNA binding.